Molecule: messenger RNA, 3483 nt
Organism: Cajanus cajan (pigeon pea)
Lineage: Eukaryota; Viridiplantae; Streptophyta; Magnoliopsida; Fabales; Fabaceae
Product: receptor-like protein kinase THESEUS 1
Biological process (GO): protein phosphorylation
Molecular function (GO): protein serine/threonine kinase activity; ATP binding
Source: RefSeq, a predicted model, not a curated record
GGAUGGGUGUUAUGAAGCCCUACCCCUUCUAUAUGGUGAAGCCGCGUUAAAGCGGGUCCCAUUUAUCGUUGAACCCAGCGCAACAGCCAUUUCCUUCCAACUUCCAAAAUCCAAACCAUGUUCUUUUCUUUUUCUCUUUUCUUUAAACUUCAAAUUUAAAUUUUUAAGAGUUCCAAACCUCAAUUCCUGAACUUCCAUUGUGUUGUUUAUUUAGUUGUUUUGUUCGUUUUACUCCUUUGGUUUCAAAGAUUCCGAAUUUUGAAAACCACACCCCCAGAAUCUUCUAGUAACAGCUGGUUUCAUGGGAGUUUCAACUUUCAAGUUUCGUUAACACUUUUUUGUUUUUUUAUUCUCUCUUUGUGGGGUCCCCUUUUCCCACUUUAAUUGACAGCCUAAUCAACAACCUAGAAAAAGUUUUUUGCGUUGCGGUCACACUAAAAAGUAAAACUUGAUGGGGUUUCAGUAAUGGGAUGCACGUAAUCUGAAAUGGGUUUCAUUUGUUUCAGUCUUUCGGCCCUGUUAUGUUAAUCACAUUGCCUGUAGCAACUAGCAAGUUAUUCACGUUUUUUCUCCCUCCACAACCACGACCAAAACAGGUUUUUCUGUGGCUUGGGAUUGAAAGUUAAGGUUACAGGUUUAAAGGGUAUUGCUUACAAUUGUUUUAUGGAUUGGUGAAGACUCGGGGAGCUACAAUGGUGAUGCUAAUGAUGAACCUUGUAAAGUGGGUUUGCUUUGUUUUGGUUAUUUAUUUGUUUUUGGUGAAUGGUUCAUUUGCCGCAUACAUUCCUCGUGAUAAUUAUCUAAUUGCUUGUGGUUCAUCCCAAAGCAUUACUUUCCAAGACCGCACUUUUGUUCCUGAUUCUCAGCAUUCUUCAUUGGUGUUGAAAACCCAGAAUUCUGUUGUUGCUAGUUCCAAUUCUAGUGUCACAUUCCCUAUAUACCAAUCAGCUAGGAUUUUCACUGAGAAAGCUUCUUAUAGAUUUGAGGUUGAGAAAGGUAGGCACUGGCUUAGGCUAUAUUUUUCCCCUCUUCCCAACUCUGCACAUAAUUUGACCGCUGCGGCUAUAACAGUGGCCACUGAUGAUUUUGUUCUCUUGUGCAACUUCACCUUUAGGAACUACAAUGGUUCUUAUAUGUUUAGGGAGUAUGCCAUCAAUGUUACCUCUGAUACCUUGACUGUUACCUUCAUUCCUUCAAAUGGUUCAGUGGCCUUUGUCAAUGCAAUUGAAGUUGUGUCAAUGCCAAAUGACUUAUUUGUUGAUCAGGCAGUGGCCCUUGACCCAGCUGCACCAUUCAAUGGCCUUUCUGAACUUGCUUUUGAGACUGUUUACCGCUUAAACAUAGGAGGUCCCUUGCUCACACCCCAAAAUGACACCCUUGGAAGGACUUGGGAGAAUGAUCAGAAAUACCUUCGUCUAAACAGUUCAGUAACUAAAGUGUCAGUAAACCCUUCCAGCAUUAAGUAUCCGGCAGGUGUUACGCCUGAGACGGCACCAAAUUGGGUAUAUGCCACUUCUGAAGCCAUGGGGGAUGCAAAUGUAGCCAAUUCAAAUUUCAACAUUACUUGGGUCUUUACUGUGGAUCCAAACUUCUCCUAUUUUAUCCGGGUGCACUUUUGUGAUAUCAUUAGCAAGUCUCUCAACACGUUAGUGUUCAAUCUAUUCAUAAAUUCUGACAUAGCUCUUGGAAGCUUUGAUCUCUCAUCCAUAACAAAUGAUUUGGCUGUGCCUUACUACAAGGACUUUGUUUCCAAUGCCUCAGCAGACUCCAACAUUUUGACAGUUAGUGUUGGUCCUGAUACAAUGGCUGAUAUCACAAAUGCUACUAUGAAUGGACUGGAGAUUAUAAAGAUCAGCAAUGCAUUCAAUAGCUUGGAUGGACUUUCUUCAGUUGAAAGUCUCCUUCCUAGUUCACCAUCAAGCAAAAGCAAGAUGGGAGUAAUAGUUGGUUCUUGUGUUGGGGCAGUGGCUGCCGUAGCUUUGGUUGGUUUGUGUUAUUGCUGCUUGGUGAGAUACAAAUCAAAGUCUACUCAACAGGGCCAUUCUUGGCUGCCUCUGCCUUUACCUUCUUUAUAUGGAAACUCUCAGACCAUGACAAAAAUGUCAUCAACUUCACAGAAGAGUGCAACUGCAAGCUGCAUUUCUUUAGCUUCAUCAAAUCUUGGCCGGUUAUUCACUUUCCAAGAGAUCCUAAAUGCAACCAACAAAUUUGAUGAGAAGCUGCUCCUUGGUGUUGGUGGCUUUGGCAGGGUUUAUAAAGGAACACUUGAAGAUGGGACCAAUGUAGCUGUUAAAAGGGGGAACCCCAGAUCUGAACAAGGUCUUGCUGAAUUCAGAACAGAAAUUGAGAUGUUAUCCAAGCUUCGCCAUCGCCAUCUUGUGUCUCUCAUUGGCUAUUGUGAUGAGAGAUCAGAAAUGAUUCUUGUCUAUGAAUACAUGGCUAAUGGACCUCUCAGGAGCCACUUGUAUGGAACUGACCUACCACCUCUAUCAUGGAAGCAACGACUUGAAAUUUGCAUUGGAGCAGCAAGAGGUCUUCAUUAUCUCCACACUGGUGCAUCUCAAAGCAUAAUUCACCGUGACGUGAAGACAACUAACAUCCUCUUAGAUGAUAACUUUGUUGCUAAGGUUGCUGACUUUGGCCUUUCCAAAACUGGUCCUGCUCUUGAUCAGACUCAUGUGAGCACCGCUGUUAAAGGUAGUUUUGGUUAUCUUGAUCCUGAAUACUUUAGAAGGCAACAACUUACAGAGAAAUCAGAUGUUUAUUCAUUUGGGGUUGUCUUAAUGGAAGUGUUGUGCACAAGACCAGCCUUGAACCCUGUCCUUCCUAGGGACCAGGUUAACAUAGCUGAGUGGGCAAUGACUUGGCAGAAAAAAGGAAUGCUUGAUCAAAUCAUGGAUCAGAAUCUGGUGGGGAAAGUCAAUCCUGCUUCUCUCAAGAAGUUUGGGGAGACAGCUGAGAAGUGUUUGGCCGAGUAUGGAGUGGAUCGGCCAUCUAUGGGUGACGUCUUGUGGAACCUUGAAUAUGCUUUGCAGCUUCAAGAGACCUCAUCAGCACUCAUGGAACCAGAAGAUAACAGCACAAACCACAUUAUUGGAAUUCAGUUGACUCGUCUUGAGCCUUUUGAUAACAGUGUUAGUAUGAAUGCUGGGGGAAAUUCUUUAAUGGGCGAUGAUGCAGAAGAUGUUUCCACAAGUGCAGUGUUCUCACAAUUGGUACAUCCUCGCGGCAGAUGAGUUCUUCUGAUGUGUUCUUGAUUCUGGCCAUGGACCAUUAAGUACAGUGGCUGUCCUGGCCUUGGACUAAUUAAGAAGUCCUGAUUUAUGAAUGAAUGUUAUUUUCCAUUUCAUUAGUGCUUUUGUAAUUAUUUAUUUUUUUCCCACUAGCAAGUUACAAUGUGAUAUUUCAUAUUUCAGUGGUACUGAUGAGUGCCAAUUAGCUGAAUAGAAAUUGUAUGCAAGGUAUCCGUAAGAUUUUGUUGUA